UCAGCUACAGGGCUACCUCAUAGGAGCCAUCCGGAAUCCGGGAUUGUAUAAAAACCCGAAUCUCGAAUCGAGUUUAACAUAAAGCCUUAGCGCUCGAAAGCACAAACAAUUCAGAACCCAGCAACGAAAACUCGGCCUUAGAUCCUCCUCCUCAUUUUGCUCGACGCAAUGGCUGAUCCAAUCCAACUCACAUCACUCAAUCCACGCGAAGCCGUCACAGAUGCUCUCCACCGCUGCAUUCUUGGCAUCGACAGCAACAACAGAGACCUUUUCAAAUCAGCAUGCUUAGCCAACGAGGAAAUGACUUUUGUCGGGGGUGGAUUCACCGUGGAAGGCUGGAUCGCGAUUAAAGAGUUAUUCGAACGGAUUUUCGUCCUAGUCACCACACACAUCACCAGCAACAUCCGAGUUGAAAUGGAGGACGGCGCGGACACAGCGUUCAUGACAGCCCACGCCAUUUCAUAUCAUGUACGACCGGACGAUGCGCUGAAGCUAGAGGACACAUCUUAUACGGCAUCGAGCCUAUACUCUAUCGACCUUGUCAAGAAUGGCGACGAUGGCUUGUGGAAGAUCAAGAAGUGGGAUAUUAAGGUGCUGUGGACCACGGGUGAUAGAGCAGUUCUCCAUGGAUGAAGUCUAACAUGCCACCA
Messenger RNA from Macroventuria anomochaeta, 650 nucleotides. RefSeq lists its product as uncharacterized. The transcript has a single exon. The record is from RefSeq and is a predicted model, not a curated record. The coding region runs from base 169 to 633 and encodes 154 amino acids. Lineage: Eukaryota; Fungi; Ascomycota; Dothideomycetes; Pleosporales; Didymellaceae.